This is a messenger RNA of Poecilia reticulata (guppy), 338 nucleotides long. Lineage: Eukaryota; Metazoa; Chordata; Actinopteri; Cyprinodontiformes; Poeciliidae. The record is from RefSeq and is a predicted model, not a curated record.
CUCAUUCUGAUGCAGAGGAAGACCCGUGUCACAGGACCUACUGUGGAAGAGGCCGGCAGUGUGUGCUGAUGGCGGAGAGCGGGCGCGCCGAGUGCGUGUGCCAGGAAAAAUGUCGGCCCUCCUUUGUGCCCGUGUGCGGCUCGGACGGCAGGUUUUACGAGAACCACUGCGAGGUUUACCGCACCGCCUGCCUGGAGAGGAGGCGCAUCUACGUGGUGCACAGCAAAGACUGCUUCUUCAAAGAUUUGAUCUGCUUCACCCUGAGGCGUUUGGGGCGACGUAAGCUGGUUCUGCGCUCCGAGCCGCAGUCGCCUGCUGGGGCAAACAUGGCCGCCGAG